AUGUCACAACCUAGUAUGUCGUUCUUUCAAACUCGUUAACGGGCUAUUUACUCAGAAGUGAUUAACCCUGAAAACUCAGUGUUGUACUAAGACUUGUCAUAUUUGCCAGAUAUAACUUUGAAUACGACUAUGAAAUAAAGAGUGCCCAAGGCCUAUUCAUUAAAGAAAACUACGAAUACGUCUAGAUUAUCUGGGGCACAUUCAAUUUAGAAGAUCUCUGAGGAAUUGGUGGUGGAGCCUAAAGUGCUUGAACCAUAUGAGCCGAUUGGAGAUAACAUUCCAAGAAAAGUAGCAAUCAACAGAAAACAGAAGCUUUAUGCAUCAUUCAAUAUACUGCAGUUAUUAGAUUAAGAAGUAUGGACAUCAAUUUGA
This is a messenger RNA of Paramecium tetraurelia, 372 nucleotides long. RefSeq lists its product as uncharacterized. The record is from RefSeq and is a predicted model, not a curated record. Lineage: Eukaryota; Ciliophora; Oligohymenophorea; Peniculida; Parameciidae. The transcript is spliced from 3 exons.